AAUAAUAUUCAAACAAGUUAUAUGUUACGUCAUCGUAAAAACGGCACCGUGCUCCAGGUCAACUUGGAAUUCCAAUGCCUUGUGAAUAAUUGCAUUGCACCAAGUACUCUGAUAGAAGAAACAGGUUUUUUUCAAACACUUGAAAUGCAAUGGAUUCGUGAUUGCUGAUAAGUUUAGAAUUCCCUCGGGUCAACGGAGGGAAAGAACUGCCGAUGGAUGACAUUGCUCGAAAGGACAAAGAACAUGUCCUUUGUGCUUACUUUACUAUUGGUUUGGGUUGGGAUGGUUGUUCAAAAGACUGACCAGAAGUCAGUUCAACAAGGAGUGCAGAGCCGAUCUCAUAUCUUAAGCUUGAAAAGAUUGGUUGGCAGAACCUUGUAUGUAGAAUCCGUCCUUGCCUCAAAAUCCAGACUUAAACUAUGUUGUUACCAUUGGUUAUUCUUCAACUCACUUUGAGUUCAUACAUCUUGAGUGUCGUCAAAGGUGAAGUGCCUUCAGAUUGGGAAUACUAUGGUAAAUUCCGCUUCGUCCAACAUUUGGUUCAAGGAGAACUCUAUGGAAAAGACAGCCGAAGCUUGUUCAUCCAUCGGUUCUACUAUGAUGGAGAAGGCCCACCAGGAGUGACCUUCACAGCCAUCCCGAAGGACGAAACCGACUAUGCCCAAGGCAUUCCAUUAGCAAUUGUAGAACUUGAUAAUCAAGAACAAGUUCCUAAGACUUUGAACAACAACUACACUUUGGCAUUACCAAGAAACCUAAGGGUUUCCGAUGUUGACCGAUUGGUGGUUUGGUGCUCAGAGUAUGGAGUCUCUUUUGGUCGCGUGGAUUUGCGGGAAGCCCGAAAUACAAGUCCCAAGCGGCCCAAAACAGAUUUGACCUUGGUGGGAUCAUUUACUAAUGUGGAACACCGGGUGGCUGGCACAGUGUAUAUUCAAGAUCGAGAGCAUUUGGUCAUUCGAGAUUUCAAUUACGACGGACAGGGUCCAUCGGUAGUGUUAUAUGCCGGAGAAGAGGAAAAUCUGAAGACUGGACGGUUUUUAGAGUACCCUUAUGCUGGCUACAAGAGUCGAUUGGGCCCUAAAAGGCUGACACGAGUCCAAAAACGCGACAUCACUAUUCGGCUACCCAAAGAUAUGGACGCCUUCAAACUUAGAUGGCUAUCCGUAUGGUGCGAUACGUUUGAGGUCAGCUUUGGGCACGUUGAGUUCGAAUGAUCAAUCUUUUUUUUUACAUGUUUAUCAAGCUCACUUGGUUAAUACACGUUUACUCACUGAAA
This is a messenger RNA of Tigriopus californicus, 1276 nucleotides long. Its product is annotated as protein Skeletor, isoforms B/C-like. The record is from RefSeq and is a predicted model, not a curated record. The transcript has 3 exons. The coding region runs from base 420 to 1214 and encodes 264 amino acids. Lineage: Eukaryota; Metazoa; Arthropoda; Copepoda; Harpacticoida; Harpacticidae.